This is a messenger RNA of Vicia villosa (hairy vetch), 694 nucleotides long. RefSeq names its product large ribosomal subunit protein eL21x/eL21w-like. Gene Ontology annotation, biological process: translation. Gene Ontology annotation, cellular component: ribosome; cytosolic large ribosomal subunit. The coding region runs from base 71 to 565 and encodes 164 amino acids. The transcript is spliced from 2 exons. Gene Ontology annotation, molecular function: structural constituent of ribosome. Lineage: Eukaryota; Viridiplantae; Streptophyta; Magnoliopsida; Fabales; Fabaceae. The record is from RefSeq and is a predicted model, not a curated record.
GUUCUUAUUCUCAUUCUGAUCGUGAGUGAGGGGAGAGAGCCGCAGCAACCGAAACCCUAGAACCACAAAAAUGCCUGCCGGACAUGGUCUCCGUUCAAGGACCAGGGACUCCUUCUCCCGUCCCUUCCGUAAGAAGGGAACAAUAGCCCUUGCAACCUAUCUCAGGACGUACCACAUCGGUGACUACGUCGACAUCAGAGUUAACGGAGCUGUUCACAAAGGUAUGCCUCACAAAUUCUACCACGGCCGCACCGGUCGCGUCUGGAACGUCACCAAACGUGCCAUCGGCGUCGAAGUCAACAAACAGGUGAGGAACAAGAUCUUGAGGAAGAGGAUUCAUGUUCGAGUGGAGCAUGUUAUGCCGUCUAGGUGCACUGAGGAGUUUCGAUUGAGGAAGAUUCAGAAUGAUAAGUUGAAGGCUGAGGCGAAGGCAAAGGGAGAGGUGAUCAGCACCAAGCGCAAGCCGGAAGGGCCGAAACCUGGUUUCAAGGUGGAGGGUGCUACAUUGGAGACUGUUACUCCGAUACCGUAUGAUGUUGUUAAUGAUCUUAAAGGAGGGUAUUAGUUUGUUGGUGUUUUGUUGUUUAUUGUUAGACUGCACUUUGUUGUGCCCGAGUUGGUUUUGUUUUUUUUGUUGUCUUUUUUUAUAUGAACAUCCUUCAAAUUUAUGAAAAUCAGACCUAAGUUUAUGUCC